Molecule: messenger RNA, 2425 nt
Organism: Lacerta agilis (Sand lizard)
Lineage: Eukaryota; Metazoa; Chordata; Lepidosauria; Squamata; Lacertidae
Product: putative cation exchanger C521.04c
Exons: 20
Coding region: 23-2281 (752 amino acids)
Biological process (GO): intracellular calcium ion homeostasis; calcium ion transmembrane transport
Cellular component (GO): endomembrane system; membrane
Molecular function (GO): calcium:proton antiporter activity
Source: RefSeq, a predicted model, not a curated record
CCCGGACCCGGCUUGCGCGGCGAUGUCGGCGGACGCGGAUCACGCUCGCAGGCGGAGGCACACGCACGACAACUGCGAGUUCCCCAAAGACUUGGAGCCCAAGGCCGACCCACAUCGGAGGGGAUCUCUCUGCGACCGGCACUGCGCUGCUGUCAACAACACCCACGGGGACGUGGGGGACCUGCAUUCGGGGUCCCACCAGCUCAUGCAUGGCAUCCUCACCCCCAGGAUAUUGCCAGUGUUUUCGAACCCUUCCUGCUGCCCCCACCACUCCGAGGAAGUGCCGACAUGCGAUGGCUGCCUGGUGAAAACCACCCUCACCGCAGAGAACGAGGUGGAAGCUCACAAACUCUCCAACAAUUACAAGUUUGGCUUUAAGAAAUGGAAGAGUCACGUGACGGCCAGGCCCUGGGAAGACCGCUCGGAAAUUGUGAAGGAGCUGUACUCUGACCUGAACAUAAUUAAAAGCCCUGCAGGCUCCAUGCUGACAUGUGGAAAUAUUUUCUACCUGCUGUGUUUCGGAUGGUGGCUGUCCUUGCUGUACGUCCUGGUCUCCGUCCUGAUGUUCCUCACCAUCCUGGGGGUGCCCUACGGUAAGCUGUGCUGGAAACUUGCGGGAUAUUUCCUCUGGCCAUUUGGGAAAGUCAUUCAAAAGACGAAAACUUACCAUCGGAACUGCAACAUGAAGUUCAGCAAAUACGACGCCAUCGCGGAAGUGAACGAGGUGAAGGAGACGACUCCCCUCGUCGCCCGCCAGGAGUCGGCUUGCGAGGACAGUGCACCACACUGGCGGCGCCCCAACACCUAUGUCUGGCUUCUGUUGGGCUACCCGCUCCUCUCUCUCGCCCACGGGCUCAUCUGCUUCAUCUGCUGGCUCCUCGUCUUCAUCAUCCCCAUCGCCAAGAUGAACGGCCGCACCGUCACCAAGGUCCUCCUCCUCCCCCCGGAGCAGGUUCACGUCCAGCGGCUGCGGAAGACAGAAGUUCCCCUCGACGCCGAAGUGGUCCUUUGCUGCUACCGGGCUGUGAAUGCUUAUUACUACAAGUACGCAGUGGAUGGGAUCAAUGUAUUUGCCGUCAAUCUGCUCCCUUUGGUUAUUGUGACUCUGGUUCUGGGCUAUGCGGAUAAGCACAACCAUUAUACCAGCUCUGUGGUUAAGUUCACCUUGGCGCUACUCUCCAUCAUGCCCCUGUCGUACUACAUUGGCAUGGCCAUUGCCAGCAUCUCGGCCCAGAGCAACUUCGCGGUGGGGGCCGUGGUCAACGCCACGUUCGGCUCCAUCACGGAGCUCACUUUCUACAUCACGGCCCUCAUCAAAGGCGCCCGAGAAAAGAACAAGUGCUACGAGGAAAUCGUCAAGUCUGCCUUGACAGGGACCCUCCUGGGCUGCGUCCUCUUCAUCCCGGGGCUGUGCAUGGUGAUUGGGGGCAUUCGGCACCAAGAGCAGAGAUUCAACAGCAGGUCAGCCGGGGUCAGCUCUGCCCUCCUCUUCCUCUCUGUAGGAGGUGUGUUCGCUCCAACCCUCUUCUCCAAAGUCUACGGGAGGCUGGUCUGCGGGGAAUGCCAGAAUGUCACCCAAGAGCCACCGGGGCACUACGUCUGCCAGAGCUGCUACUUCGACUUGAUGGAAAACAAUGGGACCCUUUACUACAGCCAUGUUGAGCCCCUGGUGUAUACGGUGUCCCUGUUGCUCCCAGCGGCCUACAUUAUCGGCCUGCUCUUCACCCUGAAGACUCACUCGCACAUCUACGACAUCCACGUCAGCGACUGCCACAUGCCCGGCCACCAUCACAGCGCUGUGGUCCAUUGGUCUCGCUGGAGGGCUUUGCUCAUCCUGCUUGUUGCCACUCUCGGCAUGUCUGCCUGCGCCGACCUGGCCACGGAGCACAUCAGCCCCAUCUUGAAUAACUCGGCGGUGUCUCAGCACUUCAUUGGCGUGACCAUCCUUGCCAUGGUGCCAGAGCUCCCAGAGAUCGUCAACGGGAUCCAGUUUGCCCUGCAGAACAACCUCAGCCUGAGCAUUGAGAUUGGGAACUGCAUCGCGGUCCAGGUCUGCAUGCUGCAAAUCCCCAUCCUGGUGCUUUUCACCGUCUUCUAUCCCACGGACUUUAUCCUGGUCUUCAGUGACCUUCACGUCUAUGCAAGCAUGUUCAGCGUGGUCCUUAUGAAUUACAUCUUUAUGGACGGCAAGUGCGACUACUUCCAAGGCACCGUGCUGGUGAUGGUUUACUUCAUCCUCCUCGCAGUGUAUUACUUCGCUCCUUCUCCCGCCGGGUGCUGAUGACUUGCACCGCGCUGGGCCCUAUCCUCCUGUCUCUUUGGAAGGUUCCCGACUCCCACCGAGGAAUGUGCCUUUUGCUCAGGGACUUUAAAAACCGCCACCACCAGGGAAGGUCUCCCGCUGCGUCUUUUCAAGUUGGUGGUG